GAAGCAUAAUGGGGUUUGUUUGUAGGAACUAGAAGCCUUUUGAUUGGGUAAUGAAACCCAAAAGGGUGUCUGUUGUUGAUGAAAACAACGGGGAAGGAAGGGGAGAGUGAAUAAGUGAGAUUCAUGUGAUUUACUGCUCUCUCUCUCUCUCUGUUGCGACCCUUUUUUCCUUUCCUCUUCUUCUUUAUCUCUCUCUCUCUCUCUCUCGAAUUGUUGUUCCCAUCUGGGUUUUGGUUUCUUCAAUGGCUUCCAGUGCUUCAAGGUUCAUCAAGUGCGUCACCGUCGGAGAUGGGGCUGUGGGGAAGACCUGCAUGCUCAUAUGCUAUACCAAUAACAAAUUCCCCACUGAUUACAUACCCACGGUGUUUGAUAACUUCAGUGCCAAUGUGGUGGUGGAAGGCACCACCGUCAAUUUAGGCCUAUGGGAUACAGCCGGUCAAGAAGAUUACAAUAGGUUAAGGCCAUUGAGCUACAGAGGAGCUGAUGUUUUCAUCCUUGCCUUAUCGUUGGUUAGCCGGGCGAGCUACGAAAAUGUACUUAAGAAGUGGAUUCCGGAGCUUCAACAUUACGCACCUGGAGUCCCGGUGGUGUUGGUUGGCACCAAAUUGGAUCUUCGAGAGGACAAAUUCUAUUUGGCUGAUCAUCCCGGAUUGGUGCCCGUAACCACUUCGCAGGGUGAGGAACUCCGUAAACAAAUUGGUGCCACAUAUUACAUCGAAUGCAGCUCAAAAACACAGCAGAAUGUGAAAGCAGUGUUUGAUGCAGCAAUAAGGAUGGUUAUCAAGCCACCACAGAAACAGAAAGAAAAGAAAAGGCCACAGCGUGGGUGUCUGCUAAACGUAUUUUGUGGAAGGAACCCUACAAGGCAAAGUUGAGAGCAGCUUAUAUAGCAAAACAACAGAGGGUUGUUUGGGGAAAGUGAAGCAAAGCUAGGAGUAAAUUGGCUUGUAAUAUGAGUAGCUGUAAUUCUCUUUAUCGUUCUUUUAGUUGCUCCUUUGUAUACAAUUAUUUUGGGGAAGGAUAUAAUGGCGUAAACUCAUGGUUUCUCUCUCCA
Messenger RNA from Cucurbita pepo subsp. pepo (vegetable marrow), 1054 nucleotides. RefSeq names its product rac-like GTP-binding protein ARAC8. NCBI's taxonomy places the organism in Eukaryota, Viridiplantae, Streptophyta, Magnoliopsida, Cucurbitales, Cucurbitaceae. The record is from RefSeq and is a predicted model, not a curated record. Gene Ontology annotation, molecular function: GTPase activity; GTP binding. Gene Ontology annotation, biological process: small GTPase-mediated signal transduction.